Zasmidium cellare ATCC 36951 is the source of this 1686-nucleotide messenger RNA. RefSeq lists its product as uncharacterized. Gene Ontology annotation, cellular component: cytoplasm. The transcript is spliced from 2 exons. The coding region runs from base 1 to 1686 and encodes 561 amino acids. Gene Ontology annotation, biological process: cytoskeleton organization; regulation of adenylate cyclase activity. Gene Ontology annotation, molecular function: actin binding; adenylate cyclase binding. The record is from RefSeq and is a predicted model, not a curated record. NCBI's taxonomy places the organism in Eukaryota, Fungi, Ascomycota, Dothideomycetes, Mycosphaerellales, Mycosphaerellaceae.
AUGUCGGAGAAAAAUCGUGUCAACACCAGCCCCGUCACGACAGCUCCCAAAGAUUCCAGCGCGCUCACACAUCUGAUCCGCAGGCUCGAGGCUGCCACUUCUCGAUUAGAAGACAUUGCCUCUUCCGCCUUUGAGCCUUCAUCCAGCGCCCAUGGCUCCAUAUCAGCCGCUACGCCCUCCGCCGGCACCAAGCCAUCAUCCAGCGCACCCGACCUUCCUACCAUCUCCCAAACCGACAGCGCAUCAACCGUGAAGCCCGCAGCCGAACCUCUACCCGUACCGAUCAGUGAUAUGGAUGCCAUCAUGGACAAUGAAGUGAAGGCUUUUGUGGAUGCUAGCAAAGGAUUGGAUCCGUUGAUUGAAGAGCAAGCAACCGCGGUCGCAAAGGGGUUUGCGGAUCAGAGACGAUUUCUGGUCGUUACGACCAAGGCAAAGCGACCAGAUCCGCAGUCACAGACAUUUAUGGACCUACUGAAGGAUCUCCAGCAAGACUUGGGCACCGCAGGUGACAUUAAAGAUAGCAACCGUGGCUCUCCAAUGAAAGAGCACUUGGCCAUGGUAGCAGAAGGCAUCAGUACUCUGCAAUGGCUUGUCAUGGAUGGCAAGCCGGCAGACGUGGUUGCGGAGAUGAUUGGAGGUGCGCAGAUGUAUGGCAACCGUGUGUUGAAAACUUAUAAGGAAGGCGAUCAAGCACACGUCAAAUUUGUCCGAUCAUACUACGCUCUUCUCCAAUCGCUGCAAUCAUACAUCAAGAAGCACUUUCCAGCUGGAGUUACGUGGAACGCCUCUGGAAUUGACGCAGCCCAAGCGAUGCGAGAGGUCGAUGGGGCACCAAGUACGAACGGAGUUGCUUCGCCAGCGCCUUCAACAGCAGGAGGCCCGCCGCCUCCACCACCGCCUCCUCCGCUUCCAAACUUCGACAAUGCACCUCCACCACCUCCGGCGCCGCCCGGUGGUGCACCCAAAGCAGCUCCUAGCGAUAUGGGUGCCGUAUUUGAGCAGCUGAACAGGGGCGAGUCAGUCACAGCUGGCCUGAAGAAGGUCGAUAAAAGCCAAAUGACCCACAAGAACCCUUCGCUACGAGCGAACUCAACGGUACCGAGCAAAGACACAAACGAGAUCAACCGGAGUAGGAGUCCAGGUCCAGAGAUCAAGCCAAAGCCUCAGAGCAUGCGCCAAAAUAGCGCAGCAUUACCGCCCAAGAAGGAGGCGAAAAAGGAGUUGGACGGCAACAAGUGGCUCAUCGAAAACUUCGACUCUCCUUCGGCUCCAGUCGAGGUUGAAGUCAGCCUUCAGCAGUCACUACUAAUAACCAAGUGCAAGAACACCACAAUCGUCCUCAAAGGAAAGGCGAAUGCCAUUUCAAUCGACAACUGCCCACGGACACAAGUACUGGUCGAGAGCCUUAUAUCUUCGGUGGAUGUCAUCAAAAGCCCGAACUUUGCCAUUCAAAUCACAGGAAGCUUGCCAACGAUCAUGCUGGACCAAGUCGAUGGAGCUAGUGUAUAUUUGAGCGCCGAGAGUUUGCACACUGAAGUCUUCACCAGCAAAUGCAGCUCUAUCAACAUUGUGCUUCCACCGGAGAAGGAAGAGGACGACAGCAAGGAAUGUCCACUGCCAGAGCAGAUUGUCACAAGAGUGAAGGGCGGCAAGCUCGUAAGCGAGAUUGUGGAGCAUGCCGGCUGA